AUGUCCCCCUCCCGCAAGCUCAUCUCCUCCGGCUCCCCGUUCGAGGCUCGGAUCGGGUACUCCCGAGCUGUAGUCCAGGGUGACAUGGUUUUUGUAUCUGGAUGUACUGGCUACGACUACAAAACAGGCCUCAUCUCCCCCAACGUCGUCGACCAAGCAGAGCAAACCUUUCAAAACAUCGCCGCUGCCUUGGCCGAAGCAGGCGCUGGGAUGCAGGAUGUUGUGAGAGUGAGAUACAUCCUGCCAGACAGGAAAGACUUUGAAAGCACCUGGCCUGUGCUCCAAAAGUGGCUGGGCAAUGUGAGACCUGCCGCUACCAUGAUCCAGGCUGGGUUGAUGGAGGAGGUGAUGAAGAUUGAAGUUGAAGUCACCGCCAAAAUAGACAGGUAA
Molecule: messenger RNA, 390 nt
Organism: Podospora anserina S mat+
Lineage: Eukaryota; Fungi; Ascomycota; Sordariomycetes; Sordariales; Podosporaceae
Exons: 3
Coding region: 1-390 (129 amino acids)
Source: RefSeq, a predicted model, not a curated record